AGAGAGAGAAAAGGAGGGAGAGUAAGACACCGGAGCUGCUGAACUAACAAGUACGACCUGUUCUUCAAUUAGUGUAACGAAGCUAAUUAGGUGUUCAACCCGAACCCUGUGUAGUGAUAGUUUCCGUGCAGAGUUGGAAACACAUCAGAAAGACGUGGACAUCGCCUCUGACGAGCGGAGAUUUAAGUUGUGGUUUACUGCGCAUGUGCUGAGACUUUGCUAAUGGACCGGCGGAUAGCUAGCUCAACUAGCAGGGACUAGGUGUGGUGAAGGAGUAUCACUUGAAGCAUCCAAGCUCUGUCUGUGUUUUACAUCGACCCUUUUUUCUGUCUGACGCGUGCACGGUGUGCCAACAAACUUCAUACCAGAAGAUCCGACCUACACAGCACCUACCUUGAUGGAUUACCAACCUGCGGCAAUCAUUCGAGCAGCAGCCAUGUUCUGCCGUUCUCUUCUGCUGGUUCUUCUGGGGCUCUCCUGCCUUCAGUCCUUCACCAUGGCAGAGUAUGCACAUGGAGCAGGAUUGUGCUGUUUUGAGUUUCAUAAAAGCCCGGUGCCUGCAGCGAUCGUUGCCACUGUUGAAAAAACGAGAUUCGAAUGUCCACUUCCUGGAGUCAUUCUUACAACAAAAAAAGGAUAUCAGAUUUGUGCAGACCCUGAGGUGGACUGGGUGAAGGAGAUCAAAAUUAAAGCACCAACUUUGUCCUAAACAUCAGAUUCAAAUUAGAUUAAAUGUUGUUUAAAAACAAAGUGAUGUCUUGCCUAACAGGAACAACUUUUUUAUAUAUCAGACAUGCACCUGUAACUGCUGAUUAUUGAUUAUUAUUGAUUGCUGAUUAUUAACAUUUCCACACAAGUAAAUGUAAAGCUCACAGCCUCUGGGUUUGCUUCAUUGAAUAAAGUCUUUUUACAAAACAAAAAAAA
Silurus meridionalis is the source of this 924-nucleotide messenger RNA. RefSeq names its product C-C motif chemokine 18-like. NCBI's taxonomy places the organism in Eukaryota, Metazoa, Chordata, Actinopteri, Siluriformes, Siluridae. The record is from RefSeq and is a predicted model, not a curated record. The transcript is spliced from 5 exons. Bases 398 to 709 code for a protein of 103 amino acids. Gene Ontology annotation, cellular component: extracellular region. Gene Ontology annotation, biological process: neutrophil chemotaxis; inflammatory response; cellular response to type II interferon. Gene Ontology annotation, molecular function: chemokine activity; CCR chemokine receptor binding.